AGAGUGAGAACUGAGAAGUAAUACUAAACAAUAUUUCCACCAAACUCACUCACAUGUCCAUCCGAGAUGUAAACAUUACGGCAUGUCUAGAUAUUGAAACUUCUUUUGUUCUAAGAAAUUUAAAACUUACGAUGUCGGAGCUUGUGACAGACGAAACAAGAAAUGCCAAGUUUGCGGACUUAGGAAGACUUCAGCCAUGGCUUUUGCAACAGCUGGAUACUUUAAAGGUCCGUCACCCAACACCUAUCCAGUUCCACUGCAUUCCACCAGCUCUUCAGGACAGAGAUGUUAUAGGUGCUGCUAAAACAGGGUCUGGAAAGACCCUGGCAUUUGUGAUUCCUAUAUUAGAAAAGCUGUCGGUGGACCCGUAUGGAAUUUUUGCUUUAGUUCUUACACCAACCCGUGAAUUAGCUUACCAGAUUACAGAUCAGUUUAAGGGUCUUGGAGCUCCUAUGGCCUUACGGACAAGUGUAAUUGUUGGAGGGAUGGAUCGGCUGCAGCAGACAGCUGAAUUAAGUCGUUCACCUCACAUUGUUGUUGCUACACCAGGACGUUUAGCUGACAUCCUAGAAACAUCAGAUUUGUCAUUGAAAAGGAUAAAGUUUCUGGUCUUAGAUGAGGCUGACAGACUCAUGGAUGGUAGAUUUGAUAAACAGCUGAAAACCAUUUGGUCAUCACUACCAGAAAAAAGGCAGACUCUUUUAUACUCUGCAACAAUAACAGACAGAGUACAACGUAUGAAAGAUCUUGCUUCCUCAGAUGUCUUCCUAUGGGAAGCAGAUUAUUCAAAGCAAGCCACUGUCACAGAGCUAGACGAGCAAUAUUCAUGUGAAUCCAUUGUUCUAGAUGCUACCUUGGUUGCUGUGAUAUUAGAACAACAAAAGCAAGAUCCUAAGGGCCUCAUCAUUGUCUUUACAGACACUUGUAAAAGCACGCAGAUUUUAGGCCUGAUGUUGAAUGAAUUGGGUAUUGAAAGUGUAUCACUUCAUUCUAUGAUUAAUCAGAAGUCCAGAUUAGCAGCCCUUGCAAGAUUUAAGUCUUCACAAGUGAAAGUGCUGAUUGCUACAGAUCUAGCCAGCAGAGGCUUGGACAUACCGAGGGUAUCUAUGGUCAUCAACCACAAAAUACCCAAUCUUCCAAAAUCAUACAUACAUCGUGUUGGUAGAACAGCAAGAGCAGGAAGAAAAGGACAGGCAGUUACAUUAGUUACCCCACAUGAUUUAAAGCUGUUGUUAGCAAUUGAAGCAGAAACUAAUAGAAAGAUGACAGAUUUUGAGGUUGAUGAUAGUCUAGUGAAAAAAAUUCUCAAGCAAGUUAAUGUUACAAAGCGCGCUCAAGAAAUAAAAUUGGACCAAACUGAUUUUGAUGAGCGUCGCAACAUCAAUAAACGUAAACGAAUGAUCAUGGAGGGCAGGGACCCAGACGAGGAAGAGGCGAAGAGAGAAAAAAGGCGCAAGGAAUACACGAAAAGCAAGAAGCUAGCAAUAUCAGGAGAGGAAAAGAGCCUAGACUCUGAGGUAAAAAAUAAAUUAAAGAAAAAAGCAGGUAUACUAAAACCUCACAAGAAAUUUGAGAAAAAUGCAGGCAUGUCUGAAGUAAAGAAAGUGAAGAAAAAGAAGGUAAAGCUUAAUAGUUCUUUGUAAAUAAAUUGUAUUUAUAGUAGUA
Molecule: messenger RNA, 1665 nt
Organism: Macrobrachium nipponense
Lineage: Eukaryota; Metazoa; Arthropoda; Malacostraca; Decapoda; Palaemonidae
Product: probable ATP-dependent RNA helicase DDX49
Molecular function (GO): ATP binding; nucleic acid binding
Source: RefSeq, a predicted model, not a curated record